Messenger RNA from Anarrhichthys ocellatus (wolf-eel), 2322 nucleotides. RefSeq names its product nebulin-like. Gene Ontology annotation, cellular component: Z disc. Gene Ontology annotation, biological process: cardiac muscle thin filament assembly. Gene Ontology annotation, molecular function: actin filament binding. The transcript is spliced from 15 exons. The annotation marks the transcript as partial. NCBI's taxonomy places the organism in Eukaryota, Metazoa, Chordata, Actinopteri, Perciformes, Anarhichadidae. The record is from RefSeq and is a predicted model, not a curated record.
AUGACUUUCUUCUCUUUGCAGUUGAACUACAGAGCAAAGUACGAGGACACAAAGUUCAAGAACUGUCUCCCUCCAGACUAUCCCUUCUUCAUCCAGUCCAGAGUCAACGCCUUCAACCUCAGUGAUAACUGUUACAAGUACGAUUGGGAGAAAUCCAAAGCGAAGAAGUUUGAGAUCAAAGGCGACACCAUCUCGAUCCUCGCCGCCCGGGCUCACACAAACAUCGCCAGUGAUGUUAAAUAUAAGAAGGAGUAUGAGAAGAACAAAGGACAGAUGGUCGGAGCCCUCAGCAUUAAUGACGACCCCAAGAUCUUACACUCCGUUCACGUGGCCAAAAUCCAGAGUGACCGUGAAUAUAAAAAGGACUAUGAAAAGAUAAAGACCAAGUACCACGUUCCGCUGGACAUGAUGUCAGUCACCUUGGCUAAGAAGUCCCAGGGCAUCGCCAGCAUGACGGGUUACAGGAAAAUCAGCCCCAACUACCUCCUUCCUCCUGACAGUGUGCUGCUGAGCUUGGCCAAGAAAGCCAACGUCAUCCAGAGUGACAAUGACUACAAGUCCGACUACAACAUCUACACCAAGGGAACCCCGUGGAUUCCCUUCGGCUCCCUGGAGGUGGAGAAGAAUAAGAAAGCCGGUGACAUCCUGAGUGAGAGGAAAUACAGACAACACCCCGACAAGUUCCCCUUCACCUCUAUCGACGACCACCCCGUCAUGAUGCAGGCCAAAGUCAACCAGCUUCAGAGGAGUGAUCUGUUCUACAAGAGAGGUCUGGAGAAGAUCCACCAGAAGUACUCUCUGCCUGCUGAUCUCCCCGAGUUCCAACAGGCCAAGUGCAACGCCUACAACAUCAGCAAGAACUGCUACAAGCAUGCCUGGGAGGAGUUGAUUGCUAAAGGUUAUGACCUGAAGUCUGACGCUAUCUCCAUUGUCGUUGCCAAAGCUGCCAGACAUGCUGCCAGUAAUGUCCAGUAUAAAAAGGCUUACGAGAAGGCCAGAGGCCACCACGUGGGCUUCCGCAGCAUCCAGGACGACCCUCUGCUGGUUCACUACAUGGCGGUGGCCAAGAUGCAGAGCGAAAAGAACUACAAGAAGGACUACCACAAGGCCAAGCUGAAGUAUCACACCCCAGUGGACAUGCUGAGCGUGGUCCACGCCAAACAUGCCUCUGCUGUGCAGACCUAUGCUGGCUACAAGCAGCCCAACCACAAGUACUCCCUGCUGCCCGACGCCAUGAGUGUGGGCCUCGCUCGCAACAUGAACUACAAUGCCAGUGAUGUUAACUAUAAACAGGAUUAUGAGACCUCAGUCAAGGGAAUCGGCUGGGUUCCUAUUGGUUCCCUGGAAGUGGAAAAAGCCAAGAAAGCAGGGGCAGCUCUGAAUGAGAAGAAUUACCGCCAGCACCCUGACACCUUAAAAUUCACCAGCACCGUUGACUCCAUGAGCAUGGAGCUGGCCAAGACCAAUGCCAAGAUCAUGAAUACGAAAGAGUACAAGGCCAGUGGAGAGAAGUUCAUGCACACUUACCAUCUCCCCGCUGAUCUUCCUGAAUUGAUGCAAGCCAGAUACAACGCCGUCAACAUCAGCAAGAAUUGCUACACCUAUGCUCAUCGUCAAGAUCUGCUCAAAGGACAUCAUGUGAAGGAAGAUGCUAUUUCCAUUGUUGCAGCGAGAAGCUCCAGAGACAUUGCCAGCGAUUACAAGUACAAGCUGGCUUACGAGAAGGCCAGAGGCCACCACGUCGGCCACCGCAGCAUCCAGGACGACCCUCUGCUGGUUCACUACAUGGCGGUGGCUAAGAUGCAGAGCGAAAAGAACUACAAGAAGGACUACAACAAGGCCAAGCUGAAGUAUCACUCCCCAGUGGACAUGAUGAGCGUGAUGCACGCCAAGAAGGCCUCUGCUGCUCAGACUAUGACUGGAUACAGGAAGAUCCAGCACAGUUACUCUCUGCUCCCUGAUGCCAUAAACCUGCAACAGGCUCGCAAAAUGCAGUUCAUCGCCAGUGAUAACCAGUACAAGAGUGAUUAUGACAGCUUCAUGAAGGGAAUAGGAUGGGUUCCUAUUGGAUCGUUCGAUGUUGAGAGAGCAAAAACAGCUGGAAAGAUCUUCAGUGAGGCCCGGUACCGUCAACUUCCGAAUAAGUUCAAAUUCACUAAGGACAUGCACUCCAUGGAUCUGACACUGGCCACUGCCAACAACCAGAUAAUGAAUAAGCAAUCCUACAUCACCGCCUGGGAGAAAGCCAAGACUUCCAUCCACAUCAUGCCUGAUGCGAUGGGCAUUGUUCUUGCCAGAGGAAACAAGAAGAACGUCAGUGAG